AUGGCCUACAUGGCCUACAUUCCUCACUGGGAUAAACCACAUGUCACCCUCGUCACCCUCGUCACCCUCGUCACCCUCGUCACCCUCGUCACCCUCGUCACCCUCGAGCGCUUUGAGCAGUCUAACACCAAGGGCUUCUCUGCUGAUGCGGGGGACAACUUCUCUGCACCUUUGAUAAUCAUGAUAUCAACGUUUGGCCCUGGCAGCUGA
This is a messenger RNA of Penicillium hordei, 210 nucleotides long. RefSeq lists its product as uncharacterized. The transcript has 2 exons. Lineage: Eukaryota; Fungi; Ascomycota; Eurotiomycetes; Eurotiales; Aspergillaceae. The record is from RefSeq and is a predicted model, not a curated record. Bases 1 to 210 code for a protein of 69 amino acids.